Molecule: messenger RNA, 2351 nt
Organism: Fundulus heteroclitus (mummichog)
Lineage: Eukaryota; Metazoa; Chordata; Actinopteri; Cyprinodontiformes; Fundulidae
Gene: lrguk
Product: leucine-rich repeats and guanylate kinase domain containing
Exons: 21
Coding region: 37-2265 (742 amino acids)
Cellular component (GO): cytosol
Molecular function (GO): GMP kinase activity; protein binding
Source: RefSeq, a predicted model, not a curated record
CUUGGGAAAGGUCGACGGUUUAUUCGUUUAACGAUAAUGGAGCAGGUUUCUGUGACGCCAUCAGACAUUACAGGCAUUACAGAGUCAUUGAACGCAACUGAGACGUUCAAUUGCGGGGCGCUGCAGGCAAACAGCGAAGAGAAGGGUGACGUUUUAACUGAGGAAAUGGUGUCUGGAGGGAUAUCCCAUCUUGGAUGUGAUCUGACCGGGCAACACCACGUGCUAUGCAGCCUAUCCCUUCCUAGUCUUAAUCUCAGAGACAUAUCUGUGUUGUGCAACUAUGUCCGUCUUCAGAAGUUAGAACUGCCACACAACAACAUAAAAGACGUAUCCUGCUUGAGCCACAUGCCCCAACUUGUCAUCUUGGACGUGUCUCACAAUGAAAUCUCCGACUUCUUUGAAUUCCAGCCACUCCAAUGCCUACAGGUGGCCAAUUUCUCCCAUAACCACAUACCAGACAUCAAGGAUCUCAAAGGCUUUUCGUGCCUACGCAAGCUGGAUCUGGACUACAACUGCCUCUCUGAAAUCGGUGGUCUUGAACAAUGUUCAAUGCUCAGCCACCUCAGCCUGGCUCACAACAAAAUCACAAAAAUCAGCCGCCUGGCCCGUCUGCCUAUAACACAUCUCUGCCUGAGGGGAAACCAGCUCAAGGGUGCUGAAGGGUUGGAGAACUUACAGAGCCUGCAGGUUCUUGAUUUGUCUAUGAAUCACAUCAGCACUCUUUCAGGCCUCCAGGACCUUCGCUUUCUCUGCUCCCUCAACCUGGAGAAAAACCAGAUUUCCAAAGUUCCAGAUUUAAACCCAGUUGUUGGGCUACCACUGCUGAUGAACAUCAACCUGCUGGGAAACCCUGUGCAGGAGCAGCCUGACUACAGACAGACAGUCAUCUUCCUCCACCAACAUUUGACAGUACUAGACCAAGAGCCAGUCAGCGUUAAAGAAAAGGUGUCUUCAGUGAACAUAUUUGACCCUCCCAUGGAUUUAUUAGCCGCAAUAGAUCACAUGACACACUUAGUUUAUCAGAUGGGACAGCCACAGGUCCUCUAUCACAGUACACCACCUACUGCAGACGUCCCCUACCCAAUGCUGGUGCUGACGGGCCCUGAAGGAUGUGGGAAGGAAGAGCUGGUUCACAGACUGUGUCAGGAGUUUGGUGAAUACUUUGGUGUUGGAAUUUGUCACACUACACGGAAAGCCAACGUAGGAGAGGAGAAUGGGAUUGAUUAUCAUUUUGUCAGUGAAGAGGACUUUCAGAACUUGGUUCGCUUGGGUAAGUUUGUCCAGACCACGCAGCAUGGAGGCCAUCUGUUCGGCCUCACCAGGGAUGCUAUAGAGGAUGUAGCUGAAGAAGGACUGGUUUGUUGCGUACACAUGGAGCUGGAGGGUGUUUUUAGUCUGAAGAAGAGCUGUUUUGAGCCUCGGUACAUCCUGCUCAUGCCCACCCGGGUGGAGAAGUUCGUAAGCCACCUGAAACGCCUUAAACUCUAUACCCCAGCUCAGAUUGACCAUGCAGUGCAACGUGUGGCCCUCUAUUCAAACACCUGUGAGCAACGGCCGAGAUUCUUCGAUGACAUUAUUCCAUGUGAUGACUGCGAAGAAGCUUACCAGACCUUGCAGCAAGUAGUGAAGGACUACCUGUUAGCUCAGGAGGAGGAAGGGAAGGCCAGCAGUGGAUUGUCGUCGGACAGCAGCUUUACAGCAGAGAACCCACCCCCGCCUCCUCUGUCAGGAUCACGAUCGGAGACGCUCAUGUCACGCCCUGGAUCAGACUCCUCCUUUAUGCCCCGCGUUCCAAAUAUCCAGGCAGAGCUCAGCUCUUCAAAAUUACCCACUGAGCUCGCCUCCCUGAUGAGGCGAGAGCAGCAGGCUAGGGAGGCUGUCGUUGGAAAGAGACCAGGGUUGUACAGCCAGCUCUCCAAAAGGUACAAAUCUGCACAAAAACCAUCAUCACUGCAACAUCAUCAGGAUCCUGGGGCCCACUUUCAGGAGGAUAGCAGCUCUGAUGAGUCCCGUCUCAGCUCAUUUCUGUCUGUUCCCAGCCCAGCCGGUGGCCUGGUUAAACCUCGAGAUGGCUCCAUACUGGUACAAUCGUCAGGAAUGCUCGAAGAUAGAAAUCUAGGGUUUAAGGCAGAGUCUGUCCUGCCUCCAAUUCUGACUGGACAUAAAACCCGGGACGUCUGCAGGUCACCUCAGUCACCGAGAGCUGAACCAACGUCGCCAGUCGAGAAGAACAAAAGAGCAAAUGUGAAGGAAGCAUUUUCAUAAUGGGUUCAGUUACUGGACUGUAAACAAAGCAGAACAUGUUGGAAAUAUUCUCUUUUGUAAAAGUGAAACAGUUAAAAAAAAAAAAA